CAGGCCAGGAUGAGACGAUGAAGUCGUCUCGAGGGACGACAAUGACGAAGGGUAGCUAAACGGAAACCUCAAACUUUGCUGCAAUGUGAAGGAUGCCAUGAUACACACCUGCAUGGGGAAUUGGGGGGAUGUGGAACCAGCAGAGCGUGUUCGGAGAUCCAGGAAACCAUGUAGCUUUAGCUUUUAAAGCAGAUGAACCCCUGGGGGGGUUUGGCAUGUCACUGUUGAAAUUGCGUGUAGCUUCGACCGAGACAGAUACCAACAGAAGUCAAUCCGUGCCUCCUUAUUGUGUUAUUCCAGAAGUUCAAGUCAUAUCAGAUACCUUCCAAGCAUUCGCCAUGGCACCUUCAGCAGUUGAGACAGGGGCAGCAGCCGUUGACCCCAAGGCCGUCACCGUCCAGCCCAUCCUGACACUAUCCGGAAAGAUCAUUGCAGUAACCGGCGCAAACCGCGGCAUCGGCCUCGGCGUCGCAGAAUGCUGCCUCCUCAACAACGCAGCAAAGGUCUACUCCAUCGACCUCGCGGAGCCCGGCGACGAGUUCGCCGCGGCGUCCAAGCAGUUUCCCGGCCGCCUCUUCUCCAUCUCGGCAAACGUCACCGACGAGGCGAGCAUCACGGCCGCCAUUGACAAGAUUGUCGAGGAGGCGGGCGCGAUCCACGGCGUCGUCUGUAACGCUGGCCGGACGAACCACAAGGCUGCGCUUGAUUUCACAAAGGAGGAGAUUGAGUCGCUGUUUGGUGUCAACUUAUUUGGUGCCUUUUACACUGCCAGAGCGGCGGCGAGAGCUUUCAUCAAGUUGAACAUCAAGGGUUCAGUGGUAUUCACGGCUUCCAUGGCCUCUUACCGUCCCAACAAGCGCGUCCCUUCGGCACCAUACGGCGCAUCCAAAGCCGGCGUCCGCAACAUGGCGCACACGCUCGCCAUGGAGUGGGCAAAGUAUGGCAUCCGCGUCAACAGCGUCUCGCCCGGCCUCGUCAACACGGCCAUGACCUACUGGGUGCCGCAGCAGCCGGACUGGGAGCAGCAGCUCAAGUAUUACGGCGGCAUGCCCCGCUUGGCAGAGGUCCAGGAGCUCGGUGGCGCGUAUGUGUACCUUUUGAGCGAUGCGGCGAGUUAUACGACGUCGAUUGAUAUCCCCGUGAACGGUGUUAUUGGAAUCUGCUAA
Colletotrichum godetiae is the source of this 1166-nucleotide messenger RNA. RefSeq lists its product as uncharacterized. Lineage: Eukaryota; Fungi; Ascomycota; Sordariomycetes; Glomerellales; Glomerellaceae. The coding region runs from base 129 to 1166 and encodes 345 amino acids. Gene Ontology annotation, cellular component: intracellular anatomical structure. Gene Ontology annotation, molecular function: oxidoreductase activity, acting on NAD(P)H, oxygen as acceptor. The transcript is spliced from 5 exons. The record is from RefSeq and is a predicted model, not a curated record.